Messenger RNA from Penicillium mononematosum, 1608 nucleotides. RefSeq lists its product as uncharacterized. The record is from RefSeq and is a predicted model, not a curated record. Gene Ontology annotation, molecular function: CoA-ligase activity. Gene Ontology annotation, biological process: secondary metabolic process. NCBI's taxonomy places the organism in Eukaryota, Fungi, Ascomycota, Eurotiomycetes, Eurotiales, Aspergillaceae. The transcript has 5 exons. The coding region runs from base 1 to 1608 and encodes 535 amino acids.
AUGAACCACAUGGAUAUCCCUCCAAUUGAUACUUGGGAUUGUCUCUUCGAAAGAGAAGACAGACCCUUCCCAGAUGACCACAUCAUCUUCAAGUCGCCAUCGGGCGAAGUCCGAACCUUCAACGACAUUCGAUCCCAAGCCGUAAGUUUCGGCGCCAAUCUCCAAAUCCAGUGGGAAUGGCAAAAAGGCGAUAUCCUCUUACUCUUCGCGCCGAAUGAUAUCGAUAUCCCCACGUUGUUUUGGGGAUGCCAUUGGGCUGGGGGAGUAGUCUCACCAGCCAACCCGGCAUACACUGCUGAUGAGUUGAAAUACCAACUCAGUGAUACAGGGGCAAAGGCAAUGGUUGUACACACGUCGCUCUUAGACACUGCACUCACCACUGCAAAACGCAUUGACUUUCCUAUUGCGCACAUGUUGGUUUUUGGCCCUCCCUCCUCAGAAGCAGAGCUGCAGCAUGUCGAGUCUAUGUUGGGAGGUGGAGCUCCUGGAGCAAGUCGUCCAAAGAUAGACCCAGUCGUCGAUACAGCCUUCUUGGUAUACUCUUCCGGGACUACCGGGCGGCCCAAGGGGGCAAGGAUCACUCAUACAAAUCUUGUGACGAACCUCAUCCUGCAGGGACGAGCUGAAAGCCCACACAUGAACUGGAGACAGGAUCGGUUCCUGUCGUUCUUACCAACAUAUCACAUCUAUGUACAUUUCCCUCUUUUGUUGGGAAUAAAGACAAUAGUAAUGGAGAAGUUCUCCGUCAAAGGCUUCUUACACAAUGUGAAAGCCGAAUCAAUCACCCACAUCUACGCCGUCCCACCUGUUGUCCUGUACCUUGCCAAAGAUCCCGCAAUGACGCGCGAACAUCUAUCAUCAUUGAGAAUGGUAACCUCAGCUGCUGCACCACUAGCACCAGAUCUGAUCCACGCUGUGUACGAUCGUCUGAAGGUCCCAGUCCGCCAGGCAUACGGAUUGACCGAGUCGACGGCUGUCGCGCAUCUCCAGAGAUGGGACCAAUGGGAUAAAGCAAUGGGAUCAAGCGGUCCUCCAUAUCCCACAGUCGAAACGAAGUUCAUCGACGACCAAGGAAACCCCGUAACGAAAGGCGACGGCGAACUAUGUCUCCGAGGACCGACCAUCUUCCCAGGCUACCAUAACAACGCCGAAGCCACGGCACGGUCAAUCACAAGCGAUGGAUGGUUCAAAACCGGUGAUAUUGGAUUCCAAGACGAGGAGGGAAAUCUGACCUUAUUAAAUUCAAGGGUUUCCAAAUUCCCCCCGGCGGAGAUAGAGAGUGCCCUGCAUGAACAUCAGCUUGUGCAUGACGCCGCUGUGAUUGGACUUGCUGUUGAGAAGAUUGCGACCGAGGUACCGGUUGCGUAUGUGGUUCUUGAGAAGACGGAUAAACCGGCUGAGCAGGUUGCAGAGGAAUUGGUGGCCUACGUUAGUGGGAAACUGGCGCCUCAUAAGAGGCUUCGUGGUGGGAUUGUCCUGAUCGAUGAGAUUCCCAAGGGUCCUGCUGGGAAGAUCCUGAAGCGGGUCUUGAAGUCUAGGGCUGAAGGUGUCGAUCAAGGGAAGGCUAUUGGUGCUUCAAUCUAUGACGAUCGUUCUUCCAAGCUGUGA